Molecule: messenger RNA, 1305 nt
Organism: Pseudocercospora fijiensis CIRAD86
Lineage: Eukaryota; Fungi; Ascomycota; Dothideomycetes; Mycosphaerellales; Mycosphaerellaceae
Exons: 1
Coding region: 1-1305 (434 amino acids)
Source: RefSeq, a predicted model, not a curated record
AUGGCCAUCUCACCGCCAGCGUCGCUUGCCGCAUCGCAGCACUACGGCAGAACUACACACACUACUGCACAGUUCUUGCAACCGCCAAAGUCUCCCGCCACGGUCACAACCACACCUGCCUUCGCAACUGCUACAGAUUACAUUUCGACAGGCUCGAGGAAGAGGCAGCGACCGGACUCGGCACAUGCGAACGAGCAACAUCACCCGGCACAAUCGACUUGGACUGAAACCCCAGCUUGGGCGCGGUGUCCUACUCCGUGCGACAAGCUCUAUGAGAGCGGAUUUGGGCAGCACUCGGUGAAUGAGCGGUAUCGGCUCGCGGGAGGAUUUGACACGCCCUCUUUGCGAGCCACUUCGCCCAUACAGCAUUUGACCGUGAAUGAGCAUGAGUUUAGGCGGCGUCUGCGAGAUGAUGAUAUGGACCUUUCUAUGCAUAGCGGCUGCACACCAAUUUCUGGGCCUCUCGCACGUGAGCGAAACGGUGUUGCUCGCUUGAAUGCAGUGCCUGACAAUCGAUCACAGACGACAUGGACACAAUUCGCUUUCGAGCUGGUUGGUAAGGCGUUCAAUUUCGGCACGACGGUGUUUAAAGGGUUCUAUUCAGGAGGAGGUAGAGUCUAUCAGAUAAGCUCUUCGACUGGACCGGAUCGGCUGCAGCACAACUCACUUCGAGUAUCGACGCCACUACCUGGAUCUUGGGAUAGCGACGAGUUCCUGGGCGACUUCGAACAAGACAGCCCAUACUUCGCACAGCAGACAUCGCCGACACGACCACCGGCCAAGCGCCGUCAAACAGAUCGAGACAGUUGGGUGCUCGUCGGCAAUCCUGAUGCUGAGAACCAAACCAGUCCGAAACGGAAAAUAUCUGGCAAUAGCGUACCGCGAAGUAACCCGGCUCCUGGUAGGCCGACCGCAUCUCGGGCCUCCAGUCGGCGCAGUCUGGCACCAGUAUCAAGAAAGUCAUCCGCCUUCGGACCCACCAAUGGGAGUCCAGUGCAGUUCUCACCCGCACUGGCACCACCACAGCAGUCACAGAGCAGAAUAGCAUCCGUAGCAGCGACACGAUCACCUCAGCAAAGGCCGAGCAGCGCAGGCGUAACAGCCUACGUCAGUCCAGACGCGGAACGCUUUGUUAAAAGACAGGCCAAGCAGGAUCGCGCUGCAGACAAAACCAUGACGAAUAUGGGAAACAGAAUACAAGAAAUGAUGAGACAGGCGCAAGAAGCGCUAGGGACGAAAUACAGCGUCGAAGGCGAUGGAAUGGACCUUGAAGACGAAGGAUAUGUUGAUGAUGAUUGGCAAUGA